UCGGCCUGGGGAAAUCCAUGUCAUGGACGAGUCUUUUGUUCAAGGAUCUGAUGAUGACACUGAUUAUUUGUCGAAUCGAGUAUCACUAUCGACUCAUGGAUCUGGAGUUUUCGUCAGGAUGUUUAAGUGCGGAACAUGGUGUUCUGCACGUCCUGUGGGACCCCCAUCCGUCCCCAUGUCAAGUUUUGCGGCAACUGUGGCACCAAGACAGACGCUGGAGGGGAGGCAGGUGAUGUGUUCUCAUCAGGAAUGUCCUCAGGAGGCCGAGGUGGAACUUCCACUGGAAUACCAACGGACAUGUUCGCAGUACCUGGCACGAGUAUGCAAGGUACAGGAUUGAACCAUCUGUCAGCAAAGAGAAGCACAAUGAACCUACAACAGGCUUGUCAGAGUCUAUUCAAGCCGAACAGCCAAGUACCGGUACCUGGAGCUGGUAAACCCAACUACACCUACAAGCCAGUACACAAGAAGAAACAACCAAAGAUCGAUUUAAGCAAACGAUGGCUUGCGAAAACUUACAUGCUGCCAACAUCCGCCACACAUCCAGACGUCACUGCCGAGCAUCGCUUCAUCGAAUUCUUACCGCAAGAAAAUCCUCUUCGACAGAUUUACAAUGAGUUCUCAGGCUCAAGUUCUUCCUUGAAGUUGAAGCCAUUCAGAGAGUGGCAGUUUGGGAGGAGAGAGGGCAAAGGCUACGCAAAUGACCUUGUCAUGAUUCCUGCAAAUGACCUCGACUUCGUGACUUUCAAGCAGUUUUAUAAGGGGAAGACAGAGGUCUACUGUCUUGGUGCAGAAGAUGAAGUGGAUGAUGAUGAUGAUGAUGAUGACCUGAAGGGCUCUGAAGAUGAGCUUCCUGACCCAAAUGGCAGUAGAUACAGCAUCAAGAACCUAUCAGCUUCUACAGACCAUGCAUGGACAAAAGAUCAGCCUGAGCAUGAACGUCGUGAAUCUGACAACCAGUCUGUCACUGCUAUAAGCGAUGACGAUGAGUACAACACUGAAGAACUUCAAUCACCGCCUCAUCAGGUGAAAACGCGCAGCUACAAAAGGAAAAAGGACCAGCCUCCACCCAAAGGUGCAGGACAGAAAGACGGGAAGUUGCCAAAAUCAAGCAAGUCCACACGAGCAGCAAAAGAGCCAGAGCACCUGACGAAAGACGACACUGUUGCUGUUGAUGAACUCAUGGAAAGCUUGUCAAAAUUUGUUGGCCUAACGACCCUCAAGGCCGAGCUGGAGACAUUCGCCAAGUCUAUAUACAUGAAGCGGCUGUGCGGUCGCCAGGUGGGGCAGCAGGGGCUCCACAUGAUGUUCAUUGGGAACCCAGGCACUGGGAAAACAACAGUGGCAACAGCUGUGACAGGAUUCCUUCACAAGCUACAGGUCAUUUCCAAGCCUGUGCCAACAAUCGUACAGAGGGGGGACCUCGUGUCCAAAUACAUCGGGCAAACAACAGAGGUCACCCGGAACAAGAUUGACCAGAGCCGGGGUGGCGUAAUGGUGGUAGAUGAAGCGUACCGACUAGCACAGGCAGACACCAGCUCCUCCAAGGAUGUUGGCAAAGAAGCCUUGGAGGAGCUGAUGAGUGUGAUGGAGGAUGGUGACCCCAUCAUGAUAUUUGCAGGCUACCCGGAGGAGAUGGCUUCAUUCCUGGAAGUCAAUCCAGGGAUGAAGUCCCGGGUAGCCUACAGAUUCCACUUCCAUGACUUCAGUGUUGGGGAGCUGGCUGAGAUCAUGAGGUUUGAAAUCGCCAACAUGGGACUGAGGCUGUCCCCCAAGGCAGACCAGGACCUACCCGAAACAAUCAAAAAGACAACCACAAAAAAACAGCGUUCGGAGAUGAAUGGCAGAUUGGCCAGACAGGCAGUCGUGGGGGCAGAGAAGAACAUGUAUGCUCGCUGCUACCCCAAUGAUGUUGAUGGGUGUAAAACUAUCACUCAGGAAGAUCUGGAUGAAUCCCUCCGGACCUUCCUGAGUGGUAGAUAGAUCACCCUCACAUCAUUGGGGGAGCAGCAGAUACAUCUCUGCUCCCAUGAGUGCGUCAUUCCCAAAAUCACAUUCCACUUUAUAUUUUAGGGUUUUUUUUGCUGGUCACACUCCCCAACAUUGAAGUCAUGUUUUUAACGUGCUGAUCUACACAGGGUAGAAAAUAUCGU
This is a messenger RNA of Branchiostoma belcheri (Belcher's lancelet), 2153 nucleotides long. RefSeq lists its product as uncharacterized. Gene Ontology annotation, molecular function: ATP binding; ATP hydrolysis activity. The coding region runs from base 136 to 1983 and encodes 615 amino acids. The transcript is spliced from 14 exons. The record is from RefSeq and is a predicted model, not a curated record. NCBI's taxonomy places the organism in Eukaryota, Metazoa, Chordata, Leptocardii, Amphioxiformes, Branchiostomatidae.